Chroicocephalus ridibundus (black-headed gull) is the source of this 4894-nucleotide messenger RNA. RefSeq names its product BTB domain and CNC homolog 1 (gene BACH1). Gene Ontology annotation, biological process: regulation of transcription by RNA polymerase II. The record is from RefSeq and is a predicted model, not a curated record. The transcript is spliced from 7 exons. Bases 497 to 2797 code for a protein of 766 amino acids. Lineage: Eukaryota; Metazoa; Chordata; Aves; Charadriiformes; Laridae. Gene Ontology annotation, molecular function: RNA polymerase II cis-regulatory region sequence-specific DNA binding; DNA-binding transcription factor activity, RNA polymerase II-specific; protein binding.
UGUUGUUGGGAGUCACCUGACCGCUGGCGCCGCAGUCGGGCCGCAGCCUCUGUGGCAGGAGCAGACGAGCCCGUGGGGAGAACGGGACGAAGCGGCGGCGGCGCCGCUGCUGAUCCUCCUCCUCUCCGGCCGGCCGACCGACCGACCGACCGACCGACCGGCGGGUGAGGGUCCCGGCGCGGAGGAGCGGCGGCAGACGCUGAGGACUUUGUCUGAAUUUUUAGAGACGUGUACUCAAGCAUCAAACAGUUCUUUGGCCCUAACAUAAACGUGUGGAGGAUGUCGAGUGCAGGCUUUUACAUGCUGUGGUGGUGCUGUUGAGCAUGAAAGUUAAUCUACCUUCUGCCAGAUUUCUGUGUGUGUGGAUGAGAAAUACAUCACACUAUUAUGAGUUUUAUCCUGGUAAUAUGUUCCUACUCUCAUACUAUCUAUUCCAAGAUUUGAAGAACAGAAGCAUGCUUUCCACUGAGACUCACACUACUAUUUGUGAUACAUAAUGUCUCUAAGUGAGAAGAAUAGUGUGGUUUUUGCAUAUGAAUCUUCAGUGCACAGUACCAACAUACUUCUCAGUCUUGAUGAUCAGAGAAAGCAAGAUAUUCUCUGCGAUGUUACUAUUCUAGUGGAAGACCAGCGAUUUCGGGCUCACAAAGCUGUCCUUGCAGCUUGCAGCAGUUACUUCCUUUCAAGAAUUGUGGGCCAGGUGGAUGCUGAUCUUAUCAUCACUUUACCGGAAGAGGUAACACUUAAAGGAUUUAGUCCUUUGCUUCAGUUUGCAUAUACAGCUAAACUUAUUUUAAAUAAAGACAAUGUGUCUGAAGUUUGCAAAUGUGCUGAGUUUUUGGGUGUACACAACAUUGAAGAGUCUUGCUUUCAGUUUCUCAAAUUCAAAUUUUUGGACUUUAAAUUGGAUCAGCCCGACUGUCCUAGGAAGAAGUGUUGUACACGGCGUUGUCAGAAAACAAACCCUAACAUUGGCAAUGUGGAUGAUGGAGACCUAGAAAUAGAUGAUGAAGUAGAAGAACUUUUAGAAAAGGAAUAUACUCAAACUCCUGACACAAAGCUCUGUAAAGAUGAAGAAAAUGCUAAAUCAACACCUGCUGUCCAGGAUAAUGCCAAUCAAACAUGUGAUCCUGUACACUUAGAAAGGGGUAGUGUUUCCAGCUUAUCUUCCCAAUGCCCAAAGUAUAGGAAAUUCCAGAAAGCUUUUGGAAAUGACAAAGUUCAUACUUCAGAGUCCAGUUCCAGUAUAAAAGACAUUCAGGUGCCACCAAUUGUAACUCUUCUUGAGAAAGAAAUAUCUGAUAAUGAUGGCAUACAAAAAGCUCAGGAGUGUGUACCUAUGCAGCUGGUCUCAAAAUGUGAAGAGACUCAGGUAAAAAUGGAAGAAGAGGAGGAAGGCAUUGAGCAAAAGGAAGAGUCAAUGAGAGAUUCUGUGACUCAGAAUGUGUCGUGUCCUGUGGAGAAAAUGGAUCUUGCUGCUUUCCCCCAAAACUCUGCUGCACCUCAUGGACUCAAUUCUGUGUCUUUUUUACAUACUUGUGAGCAAUACAGUAACUUGAAUUUCAGUAGUAUGCAAAACAACACAGUCUUAGCUGAAAAAACUGUAUCAGGUACUGGAGUUGGGAAUGACAAAAUUGAAAGUCAAGAUGACGCACCUUCAAAGGUUGAUUUGUGCACUAGAGAAGCCACUAACAUUGCAUCAGCUGGUGAUCGAAGCAGUGUGGAGAGAGAGGUAGCAGAACAUCUAGCAAAAGGGUUCUGGAGUGAUAUUUACAGCACAGAAGCCAGUCAAGUGCAUCUACCACCUGCAGUUCCAAAAGAGUGCUUGGAGCCAGUAUAUUCGGGGAAAAAAUCAGAGUGUCCAUGGCUGGGUAUCAGGAUCAGUGAAAGCCCUGAACCUUGCUCUCAACGGACUUUUACAACAUUGAGUUCUGUCAACUGCCCCUUUAUAAGCAAUCUUAGUACUGAAGGAUGCUCCAACAGCUCGGAAAUAAGCAGUGGAGAUUGUGUUCAGGGACAGCAACAAGAACAGUGUCCCUAUAAUUAUGUGAUAAGUUUGGGAGAGGAUUCGGAAACUGACACUGAGGGAGACAGUGAAUCCUGUUCGGCAAGAGAACAAGAAUGUGAGGUAAAACUGCCGUUUAAUGCACAAAGGAUUAUCUCACUUUCCAGAAAUGACUUCCAGUCAUUUCUGAAAAUGCAUAAAUUAACUCCUGAACAAUUGGACUGUAUUCAUGAUAUCCGAAGACGAAGUAAAAACAGAAUUGCAGCACAGCGAUGUCGUAAGAGAAAACUUGACUGCAUACAAAAUCUUGAAUCUGAAAUUGAAAAACUGCAAAAUGAGAAGGAGAACUUGCUGAAGGAAAGAAACCACAUUUUGUCAACUCUGGGUGAGACAAAGCAGAAUCUGACUGGACUUUGCCAACAAGUGUGUAAGGAAGCAGCCUUGAGUCACGAGCAAAUACAAAUACUUGCAAAAUAUUCUUCCUCAGAUUGUCCGCUUUUGUUUUUAUUACCGGAGAGAGAACGAACAGCUCCAUCUGAUAGCGAGCUUGCGAUACCAGCAAGUGUAGAAUUAGCAGAUGGUCUUUCAGGUGUUACAUCUACAAAUGAGCAGAGUUCUUGUUAUCAAUGUGUGAAAAGUGUGUGUGAUGCAACUUACGAUCAAGUACAGGAACUGCAUCCAGGUUCCGUAAGAACAUUAGAGAAAACUUCGCUUAUGGAGCAAUGUGGACAGAGCGGUGGUAUCACAGACUUCUGUCAGCAAAUGACUGACAAAUGCACUACAGAUGAGUGAGUCUACUCUCUUCCUAUUGCCAGCCUCUCAACUUCGCAACUAAAAGUGAGAUUAAGCAUUAUUGUACCUUCCUAAGCGAAAGAAAAGAUGAAACUUUAUCUUUUGAAACUACAUCAACAAUUACACGGUCAUUAUAUUACUUGGCAAGCUUUGGGUUUGCUCUGUGUAGUUCUAGAGUGUAAUUUGUAUGUGUCAGCCUCGGAGCCUUUUCUGUGUGGUGGUGUCAAGGAGGGUUCAGGGAAGUUGUUGGAAAGUACAGACUCUGUGCACAGAUGUUUAUUUGUGAGGAAGCUUUCAUUCAGGUAUAGAGCAGCCUUCACUCUGAUUUGUGCCACAGUACCUAAUGCUGCUCUGCAUCUCAAGAAAAGCCUCCUAACAUGUGUUUAUGCACAACGACUUCUGGAAUUCUUAUCUCUCUAAGAUUUCUUUUUUCCUGGUAGGCAAACCUUGAGAAGCAUAUAUAGCUCUGUAAACGUUUAUUUUGUAGAUGGCUUAGGAUAACAUGACAGUAUGAGGAGAUUCUGGCAAGUGCGCUCUGGAACAGCUCAUUGCUUCCUGCUGUUCCCAUCCCUGUACCAGAGCCAGUUUUUAUUGAAUAUAUGCCUUUGCCUUAGCUCUCCAGAAUGUAGUUAAGACUGGAACAGCAGAGGUGCUGCAGCAUACUGCUCUCUUCUCUAGAUUUUGUGGGAAAAAUAACGUACUGGGAAAGUUUAGAACCGAUGCCAUACUUUGAUUAGUGUGGAUUGGAUCCUCUGGCAUCUGAAUCCCAUAUGCUUGUUAAAAUUCAUUGCUGUAUUAUGACUUGCUGUCCUAGCACCUUCAAGCUCUCUGCUGUUUGUGGUAAGUUUGAGUCAAAGUAUUGUGGAAGUUUAAGGACAGAUUCUUCUUUUUUUUUUUUUUUUAAGGUAUUCAGGCACCAAAUUCUUUGACUUCAGUGCCCAAUUGCCUAAAGUAAUCUACAAAUAUAUUUGUUCUCUGAUCACUGGGACCAGUUAAGAUCUAUUUCAGAAUUUUAGUCUUCAGGAUACUUUUAUGGCUAAACCUGUAGUACACUUCCAAUGGCUUGCGCUACAAGUAUAAACAUAUAGUAAGUAUAAUAAGGAAGUGGGCUGGAGGGAUUUCCUUUAUUUACUUUGCAAAGGAGAAGUUCAGCCACUAAAAAUGAUCCCCAUUUUUUAGAUUUCUACAUGUCAGUAGAUGCAUAUUAUAUACCAAUGAUGCUUUAUUAUUUAGAUAUUAUUCUUACACCAGAACAAAGUAUUGAACCUCACCACAGAAGACUUUGGUUUUGCUGGUUUACAAAACAUGAAGAAUCUUGUACAAGCCAGUGGAAUUCUUCAUUUCCUACCUCAGAAUGUAUAUUAGCUUUUUGUGUCUUUUGUGUGCAUGUACAGUAGGCAGCAACUAAGCGAAGGACUAAUGUAAAUACUGCUUUGUGGUUUUAUCUUGCAGUGAGACAAAACUUGUUUUUGGCAAGGCUCUUUUUCUUUUUUUCUCUCCUUCUCCCACCCCUUAUGGGUAACAUAGCAUUAAUAAAUAUAUUAAGACUAUUAAGCCACUUAUUUAAAACAAAAAUUAAAAAUUUGACAGAUUUCAACAUUACUUCUCAUAACCAGCACGUAAUACAAGUGACUACACUACCUCACCUAUGGGAUUGAAAGUUGAUUUAAAUCUCUAGUGAUAUCCUUGGAUUUUCAUCAUAUAUCAUUACUUUUUUUUAAGGGGAAAAUUUGUGUUAAUGGAGCAUAGCUUGUAUAAAUCACAGUGCUUGCAGUAACUGAAAUUCAGAAAUAAAUACUAUAUGGCAGACAUGAGAGUUCUACUGCUUUGGAUAUAUCUUCAGAUAAUUGAAUUGAAAUUCUUUUAAAUGGCUGUCAUUUAUAUAUGUUGAUCCUGUAUAUGUAUUACUCAUGAAGCUCUCUGGGUUUUUUUCUCCAACGUCUGUAUAUGCCUGGUUAAUUUAAUCCUUCUUCCCUCCCAUGCUGCCACCCUGGGCAGUGUUUUGCUCCAAAGUCUCCAUUUUAUUUAAAAAGCAAACCAACAAGAAACAAUUAAAAAAAAAAAAAAAAAGACAGAAGGCCCCAAACCCUUCUACUG